Rangifer tarandus platyrhynchus (Svalbard reindeer) is the source of this 1863-nucleotide messenger RNA. Lineage: Eukaryota; Metazoa; Chordata; Mammalia; Artiodactyla; Cervidae. The record is from the annotation of a GenBank genome assembly.
AUGUUCGUUCCAAGAUCCCUGAAAGUCAAGCGGAACGCUAACGAUGACAGUGGAAGUUGUGUAGCCAAGAAAGUCAAAUCCGAGGCAGAAGACCGGGGGCUGGGUGCAGGUGGGGAUGGUCUCGCCGGUGCCUCGGGUACCAAAGGGGCUGCCGCAGCGGCCCACCAGGAGGCCCAGCCGCGCCCUCUCCCCGGGCCUGCUGGGCCGGCGUCCGAAGGGACUCUGCCCGACCCCGAGCCAGGGACACAGGCUGGCGAUCUCCCCGAAGAACCGGUGAAGUCCUUCUCCAAAACCCAGCGGCAGGCCGAGCCCGGGGAGCCGGUAUGCGUGGUGUGCGGGCGGUACGGCGAGUACGUGUGCGACGAGACGGACGAAGACGUUUGCAGCCUGGAGUGCAAAGCCAAGCAUCUGCUGCAGGUGAGGGGCGUGGAAGCGGCGUCCCAGCCGAGCCGCCCCCAGAAAGCGGGCUCCGAGCCGGUGGCGCCGAGCCCUACCCCCUAUGUCUACACCGAGCACGCCUUCGUUGCGCACCUUCGGGAGGACCAGAUUGAGAACCUCAGGCGGCAGCUGGGGAUCACGGUCCGAGGCCGAGGUGUCCCCAGGCCCAUCGUUGAUUUUGAACACUGCGGCUUCCCCGAGGCCCUAAACCGCAAUCUGAAGGCCUCCGGCUACGAAGUGCCCACCCCCAUCCAGAUGCAGAUGAUUCCGGUGGGCCUUCUGGGCAGAGACGUGCUGGCCAGCGCGGACACCGGCUCUGGGAAGACAGCCGCCUUCCUGCUUCCGGUCAUCGUGCGAGCUCUGUCUCAGAGCAAAUCGCCGUCGGGGCUGGUCCUCACGCCCACACGGGAGCUGGCCAUUCAGAUCGAGCGGCAGGCCAAGGAGCUGAUGAGCGGCCUGCCCUGCCUGAGGACUGCGCUCCUGGUGGGGGGCCUGCCUGCGCCCCCCCAGCGGCACCGCCUGCGCCAGCGCAUUCAGGUUAUCAUAGCAACUCCCGGGCGACUUCUGGAUAUAAUAAAGCAGAGAUCUGUAGAACUCGGCAGUAUAAAAAUUGUAGUAGUGGAUGAAGCUGACACCAUGUUAAAGAUGGGCUUUCAGCAGCAAGUGCUUGACGUCCUGGAGCAGCUGCCUCGUGACUGUCAGACCGUGCUGGCGUCAGCCACGAUCCCGGCCAGCAUAGAGCAGCUCGCCGGCCAGCUCCUGCGCGACCCCGUGACGGUCACCGCCGGGGAGAGGAACCUGCCCUGCCCCAGCGUGCGCCAGAUCGUCCUGUGGGUGGAAGAGCCAGCCAAAAAGAAAAAACUGUUUGAAAUCUUGAACGAUAAGAAACUCUUUAAGCCUCCAGUGUUAGUUUUCGUGGACUGCAAGCUAGGAGCAGAUCUGUUGAGCGAGGCCGUUCAGAAAAUCACGGGUCUGAAAAGCACCUCCAUGCACUCGGACAAGUCACAGAUGGAAAGGAAAAACACACUGAAGGGGCUGCUCGAAGGAGACUGUGACGUGGUGGUGAGCACAGGGGUCCUGGGAAGAGGCCUGGACUUGGUCAGCGUCAAGCUGGUUGUCAAUUUCGACAUGCCCUCCAGCAUGGACGAGUACGUACAUCAGAUUGGAAGAGUGGGGCGAUUAGGUCAGCAUGGAACAGCGAUCACUUUCAUCAAUAACAACUCAAAAAGACUCUUCUGGGACAUUGCAAAACGCGUGAAACCCACAGGGUCCUUGCUCCCCCCGCAGCUGUUAAAUUCCCCUUACCUUCACGACCAGAAGAGAAAGGAGCAGCAGAAAGACAGACAGAUGCAGAACGACCUGGUUACGGGGGCCAAUCUCAUGGACAUUAUUAGAAAGCACGAUAGAAGUAAUGCUCAGAAGUGA